This is a messenger RNA of Suricata suricatta (meerkat), 1413 nucleotides long. RefSeq names its product translation initiation factor IF-2-like. The coding region runs from base 1 to 834 and encodes 277 amino acids. The record is from RefSeq and is a predicted model, not a curated record. NCBI's taxonomy places the organism in Eukaryota, Metazoa, Chordata, Mammalia, Carnivora, Herpestidae. The transcript has 5 exons.
AUGGCUUCUGCUCUAGAAACACCCCAGGAAAUCUCCAGGACUUGGAAUCCAUUCCAAAUGGAUGCUGGUUCCAGAAACAGGAGAUCUUCCCCUCACCUGUCUGAGAACUACUGGUUUCCAUCCUCCAACAACAGUGCCGGGCCUCUUGACAGCCAUGUCCACUUCCCCGGCCGGAUCCUUCCCGGUUACCCCAGGCGGCGGCCCUCAGGCUCGCAUUCCGCGGUUCGGACUUCCCCGCGUCCUUCCCUAGAAUUAGUUCCUUUCUGCGGUUCCAAGGAGUCCCCCGGCGCGAAGCCGCGCCGAGGUCGCGCAGCGGACCUUCCAGGGCCAGCGGGGGAGGAGGGAAAGCCGCUCCUGGAAGGGAGCCGCUCCGCCUGGGAGUCGCAUCCUGGCCUGGGGACUCACGUGAACAGAGGGCCCAGAAGGCCAGAAGCUCCGCCACCUCCAAGACCAGGAACGGGGUGCGGAACCUGGCUCAAAGUUCCCCAACCCGCGACCCCUGCCCCAGGCGUGCCUCCCGCGGCCGCUCUAGGACGCCGGAGGGGGGGGGCUCCUCUCUGUGGUUGGAACAGGCCGACCGCCGGGAGCCGCCCACCUUGGGGCCGGCACACGGGUCGCCGGGGAGGCGCAGGCCCUGCGUUAAGCCCGAGGCCACGGAGCUGGAGCAGAAGCUGUGAGAAGGCGAGGAGAAUAUUUGAUGUGAUGGAAGCAUUUGAAAGUUACCUUUGCAAUUCCCAAAGCACUCGGCCGAAUAUGGCACCUGGAUUUCUUCAAGCAGAGCCAGCAGUCUUAGUGAUCAGCAAUUGCUCUACCAACUAUACUGUGGCCAACUGAGCUACUUAAUUCAGACUUUUUUAAGUACACAAGGACGGAGGAGAGGGUGAAAAAGGCUACAGCAUAAGAACCACAAACAUUAAACAUUUGGGCGUAGAGCCCAAAGCGCAAUGCAAAUGCAAACAGAAGUAAAUGGUAAUGAAAAUAGAAGUAAAUGGAAAUAACAAGAAAAAUGAACUGAACCCAAUAGUGCAUGUGAUAGCAUUCUGUAACAAGACCCUAGGAAGACUCAGAGGCAUUUGCGGUAGGACAAAGAAGUAAAACAUUUACCUCCAUCUGCUUUUGGAACAGAAUUGGAAAUGCAAUCAAAUGCAAACUACUGAGAUACACAUUCCCCCUGCCCUCUGUGAAGCUUCUGUAGCAAUCCAAGUUGUGAAUUAUGACUAUCAACUACAUAGCAGCGGGAGAAGAUUGGCUCCGGCGCAUGAAUGGCCCUGUCAGCAACUCCUCUUUCUCAGAUAAGCCGAUAGGCCUGUCAGUACCCCACAAUAUAAGAUGAAAUUGUCCCUUUGCCCAAAAGCAGGAAAAAAUGCCUCGUAGUACUAAAAUAAAAGCGUUCUUUUUUUCUUUUCUUCUUUA